AUGAAGAAAGGCAAAUCGUCGAAAGAUUCAACUCAACAAACCCGCAAAUCUAGUGAAGCAACAGCUGGUCAAAGUUCGCACCGACCCCGUGGUAUCGGUCGGUUUCUGAAGAAGGUCAAGGACAAGUUAAGAACGUCGAUUCGCAUAAGCGCUCGAAGGUUUUCUCCCAGCCGCAGCGCUGUUCCCCCGAAUGUCGAUCAUGAACAUGCUUCAUCGACCUCGGUUCAGGCGGCUCCUUCUGGAUGCUCAAGAGGCUGUAGAGGACACGCAUUCACUUUCGAGACACGCGACAACCGCGAUCUCCGUUCUUCAAGGCGCACAACAGGGUCUCGAUGA
This is a messenger RNA of Suillus subalutaceus, 336 nucleotides long. RefSeq lists its product as uncharacterized. The record is from RefSeq and is a predicted model, not a curated record. Lineage: Eukaryota; Fungi; Basidiomycota; Agaricomycetes; Boletales; Suillaceae. The transcript has 5 exons. The coding region runs from base 1 to 336 and encodes 111 amino acids.